Messenger RNA from Mizuhopecten yessoensis (Yesso scallop), 777 nucleotides. Its product is annotated as acyl-coenzyme A thioesterase 13-like. Gene Ontology annotation, molecular function: fatty acyl-CoA hydrolase activity. NCBI's taxonomy places the organism in Eukaryota, Metazoa, Mollusca, Bivalvia, Pectinida, Pectinidae. The transcript has 3 exons. The record is from RefSeq and is a predicted model, not a curated record. The coding region runs from base 39 to 464 and encodes 141 amino acids.
CUGACACAGUUGUCUCCCUUGAAGUGAUCGUUAUAAUCAUGAGUGGUAAUGGACUUCGUUUCCUAAGGCAAGUUGUGGAAGCUGGAACAAAAUGCCGAGGAUUUGAGUCUAUACUGGACAAGGUCAAAGUUGUGUCCGGUGGCAAUGGUAAAAUGGUGUGUGAGAUGACUGUUACAGAGGACCAUCAGAAUCGUCUGGGCACCUUACAUGGAGGAAUGACCGCAGCAUUAGUGGAUGCUGUGUCCACUUGGGCCCUACUGACCUCCGAGCGACAGGUAGCAGGAGUUAGUGUGGAAAUGAACAUCUCGUAUAUGAAGGCAGCAAAAGUUGGCGAGGACAUUCUGAUCGAGGCUAAUUCCGUCAAAGUGGGAAAGACUUUAGCUUUUCUGAACGUGGACAUUAAAAAGAAAAGUGAUGGGGCCUUACUAGCUCAGGGCAAACAUACCAAGUUUAUAGGUAGCUAGUACAUGUCAUGUGAGGAUACUAGCUCAGGGCAAACAUACAAAGCUUGAAGGCAGCUAGUACUCGCCAUGUGAGGAUUAUAGACAUGAAGGUAACUCUUCAGCAACAUGAGGGUAACAUCUCGGUGACUUCAGAGUAGAUACUCAAUCACAUGAUCGUAGCUCAGAGAGAAAAAAAUACGCAAGUCAACACACCCAGAUGAAGCUGGUCAUAUUGAAGUCUGCAAAAGUUUUCUGAAUGUUUGUCUUGAAAUGUGAAUGUAUUUUCAUCUUAUGAGUGAUUGGAUUACCGAUAUUAAAAUGUUUUAUUUAUUUA